UUUGACAGAAUUCGCCAUAAAACUAUUCAUUUUCUCUGGAAUUGCUAUACGAAUUUGAUAAGCGAGGUUGGUCAUAUGACCUAUUAUUGUCCAUUACCAACCUUGAUAAAGAAAAGGCACUCAAGAACAAUCACACCAACAAGAGAACAGCACAACAAUUCAAAAACACAAUAUCGACGAACAGUAACAAGGGUAGAACAAUAUUAAAUGAUCACUUGCUGAGUACCAAAAUAGGAAACGAUUUACAGGCUAGAUCGC
Molecule: messenger RNA, 258 nt
Organism: Acanthoscelides obtectus
Lineage: Eukaryota; Metazoa; Arthropoda; Insecta; Coleoptera; Chrysomelidae
Source: the annotation of a GenBank genome assembly